This is a messenger RNA of Hyalella azteca, 2469 nucleotides long. RefSeq lists its product as uncharacterized. Bases 1 to 2469 code for a protein of 822 amino acids. The transcript has 5 exons. The record is from RefSeq and is a predicted model, not a curated record. Lineage: Eukaryota; Metazoa; Arthropoda; Malacostraca; Amphipoda; Hyalellidae.
AUGACAUUGUGGACGAGUGAGUGGAUCACCGAAGUAAAGGGUUGCGGAGGCUACGUCACGAGCGUUGAUCGCGACCAGCGCCCAUCAGGAGCGCCUGCCGACGCCCGGGAGAUGGCGGAGCCUGGCCCAGGGACGACACUUAGUGAACGACUGCGACGUCACGAGCAGUUGCAACGUCCUUUGGACGUCGCCGUGCCACCGCAACGUUCUUUGGACGUCGCCGUGCAGCCGCCACGUACUUUGGACGUCGCCGUGCCGCCGCAACGUUCUUUGGACGUCGCCGUGCCGCCGCAACGUCCUUUGGACGUCGCCGUGCCGCCUCAACGUUCUUUGGACGUCUCCGGGCCGCCGCAACGUUCUUUGGACGUCGCCGUGCAGCCGCCACGUACUUUGGACGUCGCCGUGCAGCCAUCUCCUUCGGAGCCAUACUGGGAGAUGGGCAACACGGCUUCCGCUACCGCCCCAGCAUUCCCUACUGCCACAGCUGUCGAUCUGCCAGGAGCAACAGCAUCGGUUUACCGCAUUGUGGUAGGCAACCUGCACCUGAGCCCCAUGAUCAUGCGGUUCGUCCUCAGCAAGGAAUGCCAGGACAAGCGGGAAGAUGAGACCUACCGGCAGUACGUGGAUCGCCUGAGGACAGAAGCAAAUAAGUCGCCAAUCACGAACAAUGAAUGGAAAAAGGCACUAGGAUUCUCAUCAUACGUUUUUAACAAGUUAACUGAUGUCAAGGAGCAAGACGUCACAGGCAUCUUCAGUCUGCUCAACUACAUUCUCACCACAGUUCACAGAGACAAUUCGCAGGAUUGUGGAGAACUGCUCAAGAAGUUGAAGAACGUCAAGAAUUUUCGAAAUAAAGCCUUCCACAACCUCACUGCCGUCCAGAACGAGCAAACCCUAAUCGAUCUUAUAGCAGCUCUGAAUGAUCUGAUUGAUGAAGCCGGGAGAUUUUACGCUCUUCCCCCAAAUGAGAUCUAUGAUAUUAAACGCGAAUUAAAUCAGGACAUAUCCAAAUUGGAUCUGAAUCAGAAGAGCAUUUACUAUUGGUGUUCUCGGCUGAUGAUGAACGGCAAACAGGCCGUGCAAGUUCUUUGGAAGGCCAGGCUAUCCAGUGAAGUGCUCGGUCUAGGCGAUGAAACAAUAAAGGUCCAGCGUCGAGACGUAUUCCACGCAGCAGAGGUGAAGGAGAGGGCAGGCACUAGCGGAGAGGGCUUUUCUUACACAAAAAUUUUCAAUGGAUGUGAGGAGAUUAUCUUAGUAACGGGCGUCGCCGGCGCAGGUAAGACAACCCUCGUCAAGAACAUCGUGCUGCAAUUCUUCGACCUGCAACAAGGGACUGCCGAUUACCUUAGCUCUUUUGACCAACUCAUCUUCUUCGAGUGCAGGGAUCGCAUCAAUCAAGAACUGAGUGACGUUAUAAAGCUCCAUUUUAAUGAUUUGUGCAACGAACCAGGUGGUCAAGUGAAAGUCCUUGAUGCCAUUUUACGACUUCGUGUCUUAUUCAUCAUCGAUGGCUUUGACGAAAUCAACGAAUUUUCCAUGAAAGUCGUGACCGAGAUUAUCAAAUUGUCGUGGCGUCCUAACUGUCGUGUGUUGAUCACGACUCGUCCUCAUGCCGUAAAAGCGAAGCUGGCACCGCUCCUGAGCAGCAACGAUGUCAGCUCUGCUGAGUACGAGAUCCUGCCGCUCACGAAGCUUGCCGACCAACUUGAAUUCUUGCAGCGGUAUGAAAAGGCCCUGAGCGUCGACACUCCGACUGGGGAGAUGGCAAAGAGCUUCAAGUCACUCAGUGAAGAUGUUAGAAGUCAAUUCACUGAACCAAUUAACUUGGUUCAUUUCUGUGAGAUGCAUAAGCACUUCCCUGAAGAGAUAUCCUUGUGGCAGUCGCCAGGGGACGUGGCGCCAUCCAUUAUUCGCUUGUAUAAAAAACGCAUCCUGUCGAAAUUGGCGGAUUCGAACUACAGCGCAACUGACGUCUUGGUUGCCGACCUGUUUGAUGUAAUCGGUCGUGAGGCGUUGGAGCUGCUGCGCGACAACAGCGUAACAUUGUCGGGAGAGGAGCUCCUUGAAUUGAAGAAGAAGUGUAAAGAAAAAAUAGAUGCUACUGGGAAAUUCGACCCGGAAAUUGUUCUUUCAGUUUUACUGAAGGAGCAAAAGCCACUAUUUAAGUUAGGUGACAAGAGCUAUACCUUCCCGCACAAGACGGUGCAUGAGAUCGUCGCUGCAGACCACGUCGUGCAGCGCAUCCGUGCAGGCAAAGACUCUCUCGCCUGCAUCCUGGGAGCCAAGACAGAGGAAAUACCACGAUUCUAUUCGCUGGCGCUGCUGGGCAGUAGGCUUCGUGCAGAGGAGCUGCGGCGGCUGCUGCGCGCGCUGCACGGGGCAGGAGUGCGGACGGGCGACGGGGGCGACACGCACGCCAACUUCGGGCCUGCAGAGAGGGAACGCUUGCAUCGCUUGCACCCCCGGUGA